CCCACUCAUUAUCAUGUUUUAUAUCCCCCUGCACUCAGACAGCAUCAUGGCAAAGUAGCUCCAUCCUCCACUUCAGCAGGGAGGUGAAGCAGCUUCUCGGAGCAGGUGUCAGCAAAGUCCCCACAACACUGGACUAGAGAGGAAGAAAGGAACUUUAUUUUUGUUUUAUUAUUUCCCUCUUUCCUCACCUUCUUAUUUUUUCCUCCCCUCUCUGCUGUAGCGCGCACCCAGCAGGCCUAUGUUGUGUUUUUAAUGUUCUCUAAAAUGGUAUCCAAGCUGACAUCCCUGCAGCAGGAGCUCCUCAGCGCCCUGCUGGACUCAGGAGUUACCAAAGAUGUUCUGAUCCAGGCCCUGGAUGAUAUGGACCCCAGCCCGUCGGGCUUUGGAGUAAAACUGGAGAACCUGCCCCUGUCACCAGCUCCCCCUCAAAGCGGCAAGAUGAACGGAGCGGACGCUGACUCGAAGCCCGUCUUCCACACGCUCACCAACGGCCACAGCAAGGGCAAGCUGUCCGGGGACGAGGGCUCCGAGGACGGGGACGACUACGACACACCGCCGAUACUCAAGGAGCUCCAGUCGCUUAACACGGAGGAGGCCGCCGAGCAGAGGGCCGAGGUGGAGCGCAUGUUGGCAGAGGAUCCAUGGCGUGCUGCCCGCAUGAUCAAAGGUUACAUGCAGCAGCACAACAUCCCCCAACGGGAGGUGGUGGACGUCACGGGGCUGAACCAGUCUCACCUCUCCCAGCACCUCAACAAAGGCACGCCCAUGAAAACACAGAAGCGAGCGGCCCUCUACACCUGGUAUGUCAGGAAACAGCGGGAAAUUCUCCGACAGUUCAACCAGGCAGUUCAUGGUUCUGGCAGCAAUAUGACAGACAAAGGCAAUCAGGAUCCGGUGUUUUUUUUCCCAGAGUUCAACCCGUCCGGUCAGACCAUGGGUCAGCCUGGUGACGAGGUCGGCAGCGAACCCUCCAGCAAGAAAAUGAGACGUAACCGUUUCAAAUGGGGGCCUGCGUCCCAGCAAAUCCUGUAUCAGGCCUACGAACGGCAGAAGAACCCCAGCAAGGAGGAGCGGGAAGCCUUGGUAGAAGAGUGCAACAGAGCCGAGUGUCUUCAGAGAGGCGUCUCCCCAUCCAAAGCUCAGGGCCUCGGCUCUAAUCUGGUCACUGAAGUGCGAGUCUAUAACUGGUUUGCCAACCGGCGUAAAGAGGAAGCUUUCAGGCAGAAGUUGGCCAUGGAUGCCAUCACUGUGCCGCCCCACAGCAUGAACCCUCUGCUGUCGCACAGCUCGCCACAUCAUACCAGCGCUUCACCUCCCAUGCGUUACAGCCAAGGCCCCGGUGAGGUUACCUCCUCCACAACCAUCAAUCACCACAGUAGCAACGCCAUGUCGUCGAGCCAGUCAGUACUCCAGCAGGUGUCUCCGGGAGGAUUGGACCACAGCCACAGUCUGCUGUCACCUGAGACUAAGAUGAUUUCAGGUUCAGGUGGAGGACUUCCCCCAGUCAGCACAUUGACCAACAUCCACAGUUCCCAUCACAGCCAUCAGCAGACACAGAACCUCAUCAUGCCUCUAUCUGGAGUCAUGGCCAUAGCACAGAGUUUAAACACGUCGCAGUCUCAGUCGGUGCCAGUGAUCAACAGUGUGGCUGGCAGCCUUGCAGCGCUGCAGCCAGUGCAGUUUUCCCAGCAGCUCCACAGCCCGCACCAACAGAGCCUGAUGCAGCAGUCCCCGAGCCACAUGAGCCAGCAGCCGUUCAUGGCUACCGUCGCACACUCGCACAUGUAUUCUCACAAGCAAGAGCCCCCGCAAUAUACCCACCCGUCACGUUUCCCCAUGGUGGUCACAGACGCCAACAGCCUCAGCACCCUCAGCUCCAUGUCCUCGGGCAAGACGGACGCUCCUGUAAACAAGAUGGUGCAACUCGGGGGUCUCUCCUGGUGUCCUCUUCAAGCUUGGUGAGAGCGUCCACCUGACUUCCUCGGUGCCCAGCAACCGGAGCACAUUUUUCCACCCUCUCACCGUGGUCACCAUGACAACUCUUAAUAACCGGCAAACGGCGCGGCUGGAUGAUGAGUCAGUCAACAAACGAGAGGAGUGACGACUGGUGGGCCAGGCUGUGAAUGAUGAGAAAUGGGGGACAGAGGGAAAAAAAAAAAAGAAAAGAAAAAGAAAAAGAAACUCACUGCACCUGAAAGUGAGGAGACUGGAUUCCCCUCGGUCGCACACAAAUGAUCAACAAGGAUGUAUGAUUUUAACGCAAUCUUUGAAAACAGUAUUCAGUAUUUUUUAUGCCCCUUUUCAAAAAAAAAAGAAGAAAAAAGUCAUCCUCUUUUCUGACAUUACAAAGGAACAAAAACCAAGCACCCAAAAACUGCUCAUAAACUGCGAUACGGACGUAAAUGAAGGCUCUGGGACGACUUAUAUUACACUGUGAUUUAAGGUGGAAAUAUGAAGACACGCUGAAACUUUCAGAGACAGUGAUCAGCCUCUGUGAAGGCUGAAAAGACUCAAUGAAGGCGAUUCAGUCCCAGGAUGCCUUUCGACAGCUACACAAAUCGCCUUUGCACGUGAGCAGAACUGUGUGACAAUCACAUUAACCUGUAUUGAUCUUCUUACUGGGCUUUAAAGGAGUCUUCCAUGUUAUUAUUUCACACUCAGUUUACUGUACUAACAUUGGUGCAGACGAUGAAUGCCCUGUCUGUCGUUCGAGGGAUUCAUCAUUUUCGAGUUGUUCAUUGUGUAUACUGUGAUUGAAAAGACUUUGACAAUCUUGAAAGGACUAUGCAAUGCGUCUAUAGGUGUAUGCAAUGCUUUGUGUAACUGGAUUCUGCACAGAACUCCACACACUUGAAACCGGGAAUGAAUAUGCACUAUCAGUGAAGUCACCAGCAAUUAUUAUGUACUGGAGUUGCUGCCUGUAAAAUAACACAAAAAAGCAGAUAGAUGUGUGACAAAUAUGCUAAAGCGUUAAGAGUGUAGUUGAGUAUGGCUUGUAUUUGUCAUCAAGUCUCAAAAGUUAGCCCGCAGUAUCUAUAAACCAGAUCUGCCCUGGGGGACUGACUCACACGCUUUAAAUGUGGCCCUUCCCCUCCAUGUUGUUUGCACACAGGUUCAGGUGAAUUUCAGGAAUGGGACUCACCCUCCUCCUCCCUCUCCCACUUCCUGCUGCAAUGUGAAGAGAUACCAGAAUAGGACAAAUAUUGUUAAUAACUCCUCCAUCAUAAAUCAUGGCGCAAGACCCCCCACCGGUGUAGAAUGAAAAUAUUGACAAGUAUUCAGAAACAAAACAUCUUUGGCUGGUAUUUUGUGAAGGAGAGAGACAUGAGAGAGGAUAAUGUUGUGACAGCCGGUGCUCUAAUCACGAAGGAAUCCACAGAGACUGAGAAAUGUUGGGGAGAGGAGCAGCUGCUGGGUACAGAUGCCCAGGCGAACUCUACUUAGCUGCACUUGGCAAACUGUCGCCUUGCGUGUUCGCGCGACGCCGAGCGUUGGACCUGUUUGUUCACAGCGAACAGCGAGCGUUACAUCCGUACAGAGGUUAGCUGUAAGCCCUCUGUGUAACUCCGGUUAUAUUAUUUUCCUCAAGUCUCUCUCCAUUUUUCCCUCUCUGUACAUUUAUGAAACGGAUUCUCUAACUGGGCAAAUUCACCUCCAAUUGUUUAUUUUCCAUUGACUUCUGUCCCAGUUUAGCUAUAGCUGGACGAGGAUAAGGUCAAUAAUAAUAAUACAUUUUCCUUACUACCCAUGUUUUUAUGAGAAAAAAAAGGCCAUUUUGACUAUCAAACCCUGCAUGUUAUAAGUGUGUCAGAUCCAGUCUCCUGUUCAAUAUUAGGUCAUUACAUUGUUAUUAUAAUGUUGGUUGGUUUGUGACUGUUAUAGGCACAUCUACUGCCAUCUGAUCAGAGGGCACUCAUACUUGUGUGACAGGGCAUGAUUUUUCUUUCCUCCUAAUGUAUUAUUUUUGUAUAAAAUUGAAAUCAAUCAUAAAUCAUUAUUUAUACUUUCUGAGAAAAUAUUGAAGUAAAAGUUGUUUUUUUUCCAAAAUGAA
This is a messenger RNA of Dicentrarchus labrax (European seabass), 4051 nucleotides long. RefSeq names its product HNF1 homeobox Ba (gene hnf1ba). Gene Ontology annotation, molecular function: RNA polymerase II cis-regulatory region sequence-specific DNA binding; DNA-binding transcription factor activity, RNA polymerase II-specific. The coding region runs from base 253 to 1962 and encodes 569 amino acids. The record is from RefSeq and is a predicted model, not a curated record. Lineage: Eukaryota; Metazoa; Chordata; Actinopteri; Moronidae. Gene Ontology annotation, cellular component: nucleus. The transcript has 10 exons. Gene Ontology annotation, biological process: liver development; positive regulation of DNA-templated transcription; insulin secretion.